CUGCGGCGGCGGCGCGGCUGCUGCUGCGGCGGCAGGCGACGGCGAGCCGUUGGAGGGUCUGUCCGGCCGGCCCGGGGCCAGGGGGAUGCAGCGCAGGACGUGUCUGGGUCUGGGUGUAGCUGAUCGGAGAAGAGAGGCAGGCGUCGCCCGGAGAGGCCGAGGAGCAGCGGAGGAGAGCCACCCUGACAUGCCUUUUCCUCUCCCUCCUCUCCAGCGGCCAUGUUAACCAGAAAACCCUCGGCUAGCGCCGCCGCUGGUGCUGCUUACCCAGCCGGCAGGGCAGGGGACAGCGGCCGCCCGCUGCCGUCUUCCCCGGGCACCGGAGCCGGGGUCUCCCGGGCAGGAGCUGGGACCGGCCCGCCGUCGCCCCUCGCAUUGCCGCCGCUCAGGGCCAACAACGCUUCCCACACGGUUGGAGGCAGUAAGCACACAAUGAAUGAGCACCUGCAUGUUGGUAACCAUGGACAAAUCCAGGUUCAGCAGCUCUUUGAAGACAAUAGUAACAAGAGAACGGUUCUGACAACGCAGCCAAAUGGACUUACAACGUUAGGCAAACCUGGAUUGCCAGUGGUUCAGGACAGACAGUCAGAGAGUGCCCACAGGCGACAAGGGAGCUCCAGCUCUUUAAAAUCUACAGAUGGAACAGGGAAGGUGAAAGCCUCUGUUAUCACACCAGAGCAAGCAAUGAAGCAAUACAUGCAAAAAUUAACAGCUUUUGAGCAUCAUGAGAUUUUUAGCUACCCUGAAAUAUACUUCUUGGGUCCAAAUGCAAAGAAGCGUCAAGGUGUGAUUGGUGGUUCAAACAACUGUGGGUAUGAUGAUGACCAAGGGUCGUACAUACAAGUACCCCAUGAUCAUAUUGCAUACAGGUAUGAAGUCCUGAAAGUGAUAGGGAAAGGAAGCUUUGGGCAGGUGGUGAAGGCCUACGAUCACAAGAUGCAUCAGCAUGUGGCACUAAAAAUGGUGAGAAAUGAAAAACGUUUCCACCGCCAAGCUGCGGAAGAAAUUAAGAUCCUGGAACAUCUCCGGAAACAAGAUAAGGAUAACAACAUGAAUGUUAUUCACAUGUUGGAAAACUUCACAUUCCGCAGCCAUAUCUGCAUGACAUUUGAGUUGCUGAGCAUGAACCUCUAUGAAUUAAUAAAGAAAAACAAGUUUCAGGGCUUUAGCCUACCUUUGGUUCGGAAGUUUGCCCACUCAAUUUUACAGUGCUUGGAUGCUUUGCACAAAAACAGAAUCAUUCACUGUGACCUUAAACCUGAGAACAUUCUGUUGAAACAACAGGGUAGAAGUGGUAUUAAAGUGAUUGAUUUUGGCUCAAGUUGUUACGAGCAUCAGCGUGUCUACACUUACAUUCAGUCACGGUUUUAUCGUGCACCUGAAGUCAUCCUUGGUGCUCGUUAUGGGAUGCCCAUAGAUAUGUGGAGCUUGGGCUGUAUCCUAGCAGAGCUUCUGACCGGUUAUCCACUUUUACCUGGAGAAGAUGAAGGAGACCAGCUGGCUUGUAUGAUUGAACUGUUGGGCAUGCCUUCUCCAAAACUCUUAGAUGCAUCCAAGCGAGCAAAAAACUUUGUGAGCUCUAAGGGUUAUCCCCGCUAUUGCAGCAUCACAACCUUGUCUGAUGGCUCUGUAAUACUUAAUGGUGGACGCUCUCGGAGGGGAAAACUGCGUGGCCCCCCAGAGAGCAGAGAGUGGGGUAACGCAUUAAAGGGAUGUGAUGAUCCCCUCUUCCUUGACUUCUUAAAACAGUGUUUAGAAUGGGAUCCUGCUGUCCGUAUGACACCCAGCCAGGCUUUGCGGCAUCCCUGGCUAAGGAGACGGUUGCCAAAACCUCCAACUGGGGAAAAGGCCUCAGCAAAGAGAAUUACAGAGAGUACUGGUGCUAUAACUUCAAUUUCCAAGUUACCUCCAACUUCAAGCUCAGCUUCAAAACUGAGGACUAAUUUGGCGCAGAUGACAGAUGCCAAUGGGAAUAUUCAGCAAAGAACAGUGUUGCCAAAACUUGUUAGCUGAGUUUGAAAACCCCAAUGCUGUUAAUAUGAGAGAUACAAUGUGGCUGAGCCUUAUUUGUAUGAAAAAUUAGCUCAGAUAUGCAUUUUUAUUUGCUCAAUAAAUCUAAUUCAUUUGUAUCUUUCAGCACUCAUUUUAAAUGUAAUUUAAAAUGUUAAUUUUGUUUUUAUAAAAAUACGGGGACAAUGCUUUAAGUUUUUCUACUUAUUUUUUAAAAUGUUUGUCUUCUACAGUACAAUUAGCCUUACUGUAACUAGUGUGACACAGUAAUAAACAUCAGUGGCAGGCCACUGGUUACAACGUGACUGUCAUUCAUUGCAGUGUGGUAUCGAAGGUAUCAACCUUUCUUUUCCAUGGUUCAUACUAGUUUUAGCCUGGGGUAAAUUUGAAAGACUACCUUUUGGAUUUUAUGGAUUUGGUCUGGAUUCUGUGAACGCUCACAUCUAUGACUGACUGGACACUAGGGGUAAUACUCAAAGAAUACAGUUAAGCACUUGUAAUCUUGUAGUUUAAGAUGGAGCCAUAGCAUGUUCUAUUGUCAUCUUUUAUGUGGUAGCCCAGAGGAAGUCAUACUGUUACCUCCUGUGGAAUGCUUUCUCUAUUUAAAAGUAAUGGGCUUUGAUUAAAAUGAUAAUUUAUAUGUAAUGCAAAAAA
Messenger RNA from Hirundo rustica (Barn swallow), 2664 nucleotides. RefSeq names its product dual specificity tyrosine phosphorylation regulated kinase 2 (gene DYRK2). Gene Ontology annotation, biological process: peptidyl-serine phosphorylation; peptidyl-threonine phosphorylation. Gene Ontology annotation, cellular component: nucleus. Bases 220 to 2013 code for a protein of 597 amino acids. Gene Ontology annotation, molecular function: protein serine/threonine kinase activity; ATP binding; protein serine/threonine/tyrosine kinase activity. NCBI's taxonomy places the organism in Eukaryota, Metazoa, Chordata, Aves, Passeriformes, Hirundinidae. The record is from RefSeq and is a predicted model, not a curated record. The transcript is spliced from 3 exons.